AUGGAGAGCUCUUCCGAAUUGUUGACACGCAACGGCCGCCCUCCCGUUCGGCGAAAGCGGGUGGUGACGGAAGCUCGGAAAGAGCAGAACCGCGUCGCCCAGCGGGCCUACCGCCGACGACAGAGAGAGGAGCGGCUGAAGCAGCCACGGCCGCAGACAGCCCACCGUUUCCCCGUUCUCCAACCCCUGCCAACGGCACAGGUCCCCCCUUCGCACGAUCGUAUUCCACCGGCCUCCGCAUCCUCGCUAUCUUCGCGCGACCCUGCCUCGAGCUUUGCUUCCGAUCUUGACCUGGACAAUCUAGAAUUCCUCGACCGAAUCCAAGAUACGGCACCGGAGUCAGUAAGCCCGUCGAGCCUUGCCGACCUCCACGUGCAGCCGAGUGGUGACCCGUUAAACAUCGUGGGCAUUGACCCUCUCGUUUCAAGUGACUUUGUCUUGGAGGGCGAGAAUAGUCUUUCUGACCAGUGGCUCCAAUUUUCUGACCAGCCACUACCGACAGAGGGCAUCGCGGGAUCGGACAUUGACUUAAACCAUCCAGCGGAGGAUGACGGUGGGCAUGGAGUAACUCAGCCGGCGUUUGCAGAUCUCUAUCUGAAUCGUCUUCAGUUCUCCCAAAUGGCUCUUCUACAUGCGUGCUUCUUCAACGCACGCUGCCUGGGCAUCGGCGCUAAGGAAUUCUCCAGCUACUCCUGCUUGUCCUUAUGCUCGCCCUUUUACCGUCCAGUCACGAUGAGCGAGGACCCGAAAGCCUUGUUGGCGGCCGUCUCGCGGCCUUCGAUCCCUCCUCAUCUGCAGCCCACAUUGCCCCAGGUGCUGUUUCCCCAUCAUCCGAUUCUUGAUCUCCUACCGUUGCCAGGGCUGCGGGCUCGUGCCAUCAUGCUGGCGGCCACGGCGCCUUUUCUGCUGGAUGCGUUUGACUUCAAAAAGGACGUCGUCGAAGGGGGUCUGAUCUGUUGGGCGGCCCAGCAAGGCGGAAGUAGUCAACCGUGGGAUCGACGCAGCUGGGAGGCUGUGCCGUGGUUUCUUCAAAAAUGGCGGCUGUUAGUUGACGGCCCGCAGAGCGACCUGUGGCAGCAAAGCGCCUGGUGGCAGGGCAUGAGAGGCGAAGUGCCCGCCCGGUGA
Aspergillus melleus is the source of this 1125-nucleotide messenger RNA. Its product is annotated as DUF3425 domain-containing protein. The record is from RefSeq and is a predicted model, not a curated record. Bases 1 to 1125 code for a protein of 374 amino acids. Gene Ontology annotation, molecular function: DNA-binding transcription factor activity. Gene Ontology annotation, biological process: regulation of DNA-templated transcription. The transcript has 2 exons. Lineage: Eukaryota; Fungi; Ascomycota; Eurotiomycetes; Eurotiales; Aspergillaceae.